GUACAUCAUGACAAGCGGACGGACUAUGGAAUCCACCAAGGAGUUCUUUCUGAAGCAUCGCUAUUUUGGCCUGAAGAAGGAGAACGUCAUCUUCUUCCAGCAGGGCAUGCUGCCUGCCCUGGGAUUUGAUGGGAAAAUCCUGCUGGAGGAGAAGGGCAAGAUUGCUAUGGCACCAGAUGGCAAUGGGGGCCUGUACCGGGCCCUGGGGGCACACGGCAUUGUGGAUGACAUGGAGCGGAGGGGUGUGCAGAGUGUCCACGUCUACUGUGUGGACAAUAUCCUGGUGAAGGUGGCUGACCCUAGGUUCAUCGGGUUCUGCUUAGAGAAGGGAGCAGACUGCGGGGCCAAGGUGGUGGAGAAGACCAACCCCACGGAGCCGGUCGGCGUGGUGUGCCGAGUCGAUGGUGUCUACCAGGUGGUGGAAUACAGCGAGAUCUCCCUGGCCACUGCCCAGAAACGGGGCCCAGACGGGCGGCUGCUCUUCAACGCGGGCAACAUUGCCAAUCACUACUUCAGCACCACCUUCCUGAAAGAUGUAGUCAACACUUACGAGCCACAGCUGCAGCACCAUGUAGCUGAGAAGAAGAUCCCACAUGUGGACAUCGCUACAGGGCAGCUGAUCCAACCUGAGAAGCCCAAUGGGAUUAAGAUGGAAAAGUUCGUCUUUGACAUCUUCCAGUUUUCCAAGAAGUUUGUGGUGUACGAGGUGCUGCGUGAGGAUGAGUUUUCUCCCCUGAAGAACGCGGACAGCCAGAAUGGCAAGGACAACCCCACCACAGCCCGGCACGCCUUGAUGUCCCUGCACCACUGCUGGGUUCUCAACGCGGGGGGGCACUUUGUGGAUGAAAACGGCACACGUAUCCCUGCCAUCCCUCGCGUCACAAACGGAAGGUCAGAUGCCGCCCCAGCAGAUGUCAAUGACAACUUGAAGGAUGCAAAUGACCUGCCAAUCCAGUGUGAAAUUUCUCCCCUUGUCUCCUACGGAGGAGAAGGUCUGGAAAAGUACGUGAAGGACCGAGAGUUUCGCGCACCUUUGAUUAUAGAUGAAGACGGGAUCCACGAGCUGGUGAAGAACGGGAUGUAGCGGCGGCGUGGUGCCGAAGCUAGGCUGCCCAUCCCACCUGCCAGGCUGGGGAUUCGGACACAUGAAGGUUUAUAGCUGUAACUGUCAGGGGCUGAUCCUGCUCACUCUGGCGCUGUGCAGAGGAGGAUGUCACCCACUCAGUUCUUGGCAUGUUAUACGCCUCUAUUUAUAUUUUAAUUUAAAACCCAAACACUUUAUGGAUUCCUCUGCCACAAAGCACAGCUAUGGUGCUGCUCUUUGCACUCCAGGCUGUGGGCAUUUAUUUUUAAACAUGUAUAUAGUAAUAGUCAUUGUACAUGCAGAAGAUUUUUAUGGUACGGGGCUGGGAUUAAUCUUGAAUUUUUAUUUUUC
Apaloderma vittatum (bar-tailed trogon) is the source of this 1435-nucleotide messenger RNA. RefSeq names its product UDP-N-acetylglucosamine pyrophosphorylase 1 (gene UAP1). Gene Ontology annotation, biological process: UDP-N-acetylglucosamine biosynthetic process. The transcript has 8 exons. The record is from RefSeq and is a predicted model, not a curated record. The annotation marks the transcript as partial. NCBI's taxonomy places the organism in Eukaryota, Metazoa, Chordata, Aves, Trogoniformes, Trogonidae. Gene Ontology annotation, molecular function: UDP-N-acetylglucosamine diphosphorylase activity.